Messenger RNA from Aedes aegypti (yellow fever mosquito), 7214 nucleotides. It is a transcript of the gene raskol, whose product is annotated as probable Ras GTPase-activating protein. The transcript is spliced from 9 exons. The coding region runs from base 2055 to 6383 and encodes 1442 amino acids. The record is from RefSeq and is a predicted model, not a curated record. NCBI's taxonomy places the organism in Eukaryota, Metazoa, Arthropoda, Insecta, Diptera, Culicidae. Gene Ontology annotation, biological process: regulation of GTPase activity.
AUGUUUUCGCACGCCGUACGCUUUGGAUCGCGCGGAUUUGCGUUUCUUUGAGUUUGGCUGAGGAUUGACUGCGUGAUUUUCCUCAUCACUCGCGUAGGGUUCGCCGCUGUGGAGUGUUUGUACUAUUAGUGGAUGCUAUGUGAUAGAUUACCGGCAUAGACAAGGAACGCAGAUAAGUGUAUGGCAAGCAGACGAGAGUCUCUGGAUGAUUAGCGUGGAUGCAUUUUGUGUUUACCAGAUUGUAGGGUGUCUUGCGUUCUCGGAAAUUGAGUGAGGUGAAAACCUUCUUGUGCCGGGGGUGAGUUGAUAAUUUGCCGGGUCAGGGCAGAAACGUGCUCGUCUUGUCCAAUCUGUGGUGUCGUGAUUUUUCCACAUCAAACCAAGUACCGCCAGUUGGCAGAUCUUCUGCUUGGUGGAUUAUGAUAGCGUUACUGGGUUGAUCAUUAUCUGCAAGCAAAGUGUGAAACGUGAGCGUUGGGCGUGCUUGCGAAACAGUUUACAAUGCUUGGCUGAAACCCCUAAAAUGGGAAAUAAAAGUUGCCAGUUACAGCUGUGUAUAUAUUGUGAUUUGUGAUGUGAAACUAAUUUACGAUCAAUAGUUGAUGGGUGAAUAUCAUUUCCAUAGCUGAGUAGUGAAACUUUUCGGUUACAAUUCUAUUUUUAUCGGAAAUCGCUAUCAACGUUCAUAUCCAAUCCUAUGAAUAUUGAUCCAACAGAGACUCCAGCGAAGCAAAGUGCGGAUAGGGAAUUUUUCGCCAGCGAUGUCACGCAGAAAGCACGCCAGAUAUUGACGUAGAAACGCGGUUACAAAUCUGAAGAGGAUAACUGAUUUUCAACAUCCUGAUCGAUAAUCCCGACUCGACUGAAUGGUGCACCCUCUAUGUAUAGCAGGUUGCAUCAUUACUACCACCAUCAAGCUCGCAUCCCCUCAGCCAGCCAGACGGGAUAACGGAAUGACUCAGCAUCGAGCGUAUGUUUACUAGGAAAUUCCUCGGAAAUCGAUUUUCUCUCCCUUCUUCGUCGGCUUUAUCAAUGCUCCGAAGGAUGCUGUCGUCUGUAGACUGCCUAAUGGAAAUGGCAUCGCAGCAAAACAUGUGAUUUUAACAGUGCUGACAUUUUGGAUCGAUACGACGGCCGUAUACACACAAACGUAUAUGCGAUAGCGGCAUAUUGAUGUUGCUAAAAGCAAAGUUUAGCUCUUAUCGGAAGUGACCCGGUGACAAGGGUAACCCCUGGGGGAAGCCGUGUUUGCGACUGGCAAAUUGAUAGUUGAUACGGUGAAAGGGGGGUUUGCAUUGAUUUUCGUUACGUUCGUGAAGGCUGUUUGAUUUUGCACGUGCUUACGGUGAGGAUCUGAGACGAAGAAAUAACGGCCCGAAUCGGAAUCGAAAUAAGCGCGUAGAUAGUGGAAGCUUCUGUUGGGUGCUGCAAAAGAUCAGAAAAGUGAAAGAAAAGUAGAAAAGAAGCGAAAUCGAAAGUGAAAUUUCCAUAAAAAGUAAGAAAUAUUAAUGAAGGCGUGCGUGCGUGCGUAGCAAAGGUCAGUGGAGGAGUAACGAGAAGAAAAGUGUGUCAUUGAUCGAUCACAUUCGCAGAAAAGAAGAAAACUACCAAAGUUAAAGAAUUCGAAGGUAGCGAGAGGUGCCGUGACAAAGUGUCUCUGUUUAUGGUUAUGCUCACUCGCAGUCGCUCGUUUCAAAUUGAGUCGAAUUGCAGCUAAAAAAGCGGAAGGUAAAGCCUUGACAGACACAAGGGGGAGAAGAGGUCCAUAAGGCAUGCAGCAAGAGCAGAAGAAGUAGUUAAUGUUGCGAAGGUGAACAAAAGGAAGGGAACCAGCCAAAACAGGUCCCAGGCAGAGAGUGUGGAUGUAUGAUUCUUUUUUUAUGUUCGUGCGCAAAUCUGGAAUUCGGUCAGGCUGGAUUUGAGUAAGAUGAAUUAUAAAUAAAUAUAGAAAGUCGAAGCAGUGCGGGAAAGGCGGGAGGAUUUUUGCCAUCGAGCUCAAAAGAUACGGAAAUUUGUCGCAGUUUGUGUAACCGAUAGCAGCCAGCAUUAUCAGAAUGAUGCGAAGACGGGCACCGAAUCGAUUCAGUUGCAUCAAUUUCCCCAGCCGGGUUGAGGGUUGGUUGGACUUUUAUGAAACUGAAGGUCAAUCUGCACGCUCGGUCAACGUACCAUGGGGUCCUCUAUACUGCGUCCUACAACAAGAUGAACAGACUCUCACAUCCUAUUGCAGCGAAGAACUCUCGAUAUUCCCACUAACACCGAAAAAAGACGCGAAGCUGACGGACGUUCUGUUUGCCGAGUUGCCUCGAGUGCGACUCGAUCAACCACCAAAGCUCCAAAACAUGAAGACGAUCUGGGAGACGGCCCACCCAACGCUGCAGGAGGAACCGGAGGAAGAUGGGGCUGAGCAUCACAUCCAACACAACACGUCACUGCGGAGUGCUUUAGACACAUCAUACGAAAAAGCAUGCCGAAGAGGCUCGGCACCGAGUACCCCGAUUCUGGGUCAGAAGUCAGAAUCAACCUCGCGGUUCACAAACUUUUUCUCCAAACGUUCCUUUCGAUCGAACCCACUUAAACGCACAAAGUCCGUCACAAAGCUGGAACGUUCGAAGCGGGGCCAAGGUGGCCUGAGGGGCUCUCGGUCACACGAGAGUCUACUCUCCAACCAUGCUGUGAUGUCCACCAUUGAUCUGUCCUGUAUCGGUGCGAUCGGAGUAGUUCCAGUGCACGCGUCAGUAUUAGGUCGACGGCACUGUUUCCAGGUGCGUGGAGGCCCCCGUGGAGAGCGAUAUUACAGCUGCGGGUCCCGGCAAGAACGGGACCUCUGGAUCUACAGUUUGCGCAAAUCUAUCGCACCAAAUGCCGAGAACACUCGACGGACAGAUAACUCGCUCAAAAUGUGGGUCUACGAAGCCAAAGCACUGCCACCUAAGAAGAAGUACUUCUGCGAGAUAAAUCUCGACAAGACACUGUACGGACGAACGUCGGUAAAACUAAGAACGGAGUUACUUUUCUGGGGAGAGUAUUUCGACUUUCCAGACGUGCCGGAUAUCAAUGUGAUAACGGUAAACGUUUACCGGGAGGGCGAAAAGAAGAAGAAACGCGACAAACAUGCGCUCGUAGGUUCGGUCAAAAUACCCAUCCACGAGGUCACUUCGCGAACAUUCUCGGAGGAUUGGUAUCCGAUCAUUUCCGAUAAGCAUGACAGCAUCAGCAAGAACUCCUCCAAAGAACCCAUCCCAACACUGAGGAUAAAAUGUCGCUUCCAAAGCAUAGACAUACUUCCGUUCGGUGUGUACCAAGAUUUCUUGGAUUACCUCAAAGAAAACUAUAAAAAGGUUUGUGAAAUGUUGGAACCAGUUAUUGGAGUCAAAGCAAAAGAAGACAUUGGCCAAGCGCUAGUUCUGUUGAUGCAUGCCCAAGGAAUGGCAGCGGCAUUCCUUACUGAUGUUGUCGCUCUCGAUCUCCUUCGAGUUGGCGAUCAAAGAUUGACCUUCCGAGGCAAUUCCCUGGCCACAAAAAGCAUGGAAGCUUUCCUCAAACUUACCGGCGAGCAGUACCUGCAGGACACAUUGUCUUCCCCAAUCUCUGAGAUUAUCUCAUCCGAUCGUGACUGUGAGGUGGAUCCACUUAAAGCAAAUGGUUCACUUUCACGCCAACAACAGGCUCUUCGGAACGCUGUGAAAACCGCCUGGAACAGUAUUGCCGAUAGCAGCAAAAGUUUCCCAACACAACUGCGCGAUUGUUUCUCCACAUUCCGAGAACGGUUACAGAUGCUCGAUCGUGAAGACAUGGCCGACAACCUCAUUAGCGCUUCUAUCUUCCUGCGAUUCUUGUGCCCUGCAAUCCUCUCACCUAGUCUAUUCAACAUCACAAAUGAGCUUCCGUCAGCGAGAGCUACGCGCAAUCUUACAUUGGUUGCCAAAACACUCCAAACAUUGGCAAAUUUCACUCGCUUCCAAGGCAAAGAAAACUUCAUGGAAUUCCUCAACGACUUCCUUGAGAACGAAGCACCACGAAUGAAACAAUUCCUGCAUGACAUUUCAACGAGAUCAGAAAAUCCCAUGCAGGAAAGCAUCCUUGACUGGGCAGUAUAUAUAGACCAAGGAAAGCAACUCUCUAUCCUUCAUACUCUGCUUGCUGAGAGUAUCCAAAAACUGCCCGCAUCCAAACAAAUCGACCUCCACCCACUUCCAAACAUCUUAGAAUCCAUCACAGCCGCCAAGGAAACCAACAGUUUCAUCACCACUCAACAGCAGAAUCCUCAACCACAGCCACAUCCUAACCAGGAAAACCAAAGUUUGUCAAUCGCACCGCUGAAGAGCACAGAACGAGGAAUCAUCCGAGGAGUUCUAACCCCUACUUCUCUCGAGAAGAAUAUCUUCCGCUACAAUGAUCCAACUGUGCGACCCCUUCUAAGUCAAAACCAGAGCUCGAACUCACUUCAACACUCGCACUCCACUUCCAGUAUUAACUCGGCCACCAAUCUUCACGUGGUGAGCCCAACCAUCCAACAUCACAACAUGUCCAGUACAAACAACUCGAACGAUAACAAAUACCAAUACCAAGUCGGCAGCAUGCGAACCUACGGUACUGUCUCACAGUACUACAACAAUUCCAGCAAUAUUGGAAGCCUUAAGAAUGAAAAGGAGAAGAGCCCGGUUUUGAACUGCGGAAUUCGAGCGAGUACGCUGCCAAGAAACAAUCCCAUAACAGUUAGCAACGGCACCCUCAGCGGAGAACCUGAGGAGCCCAACAAUCCUACCAAUCUCAUUCAAAUCGGCUUCGAUCCUAGCAACGCAUUCAACCGAAAGAGCCCAACUCCCCUGCUGAAGUCUUCCACUCACAUCAACGGCAGUCGAAGUCGCAAUCUUAACGGUUCCCAACUGAGUCUCCUCUCAGACAUCGGCAAAAAUCCCCUCAGCUUGGGAAUACCGCAUAGCGAGAUGGUUACCAGCACGACUCCAACCCCCACGCAAACCCAAUCGAACCCUUCCAACAUGCCGAUGAGUUUGGACGAUUUGGAAGACCUGUUGAACUAUGCCGACGAGCAAAACAUUGAAAACCAAAAAGGCAAAGAGCAACUCACCAGCAAGGGCAGCAAUAUAUCGAUCGGACAGAUCUCCAACAUUUGCAGCUCAGGAUACCAAAGCAUAACGACACAGUCGCAGAGCUCUAGCCCAGUGGAACUCGGUCAACAGCAGAUCGAAUAUGUCGCCAAUAAAGUGCCUCCACCGCGCAAGAUCAACAACAAAUAUGGUUACAUCAGCCAGAGGUUCACCCCUGCCAACAACUCCAACAUGACCAAUUUGAACAACAACAAUGACCAAGACGAUCAUUAUGCUCCUCUGCCAUACAAGAAUCCCCUCUACCAUCAAACUGCAAACGGCAACACCGGAAGUGCGUUGAAUGCGUACAACAACAACCUGAUCAUUGGUAGCAACGUUACUAGUGGCAAUAGUGGAUUGAUCAACGGAGGUGGCGUCUACAAAAGCCACCUCAGCACAAUUGGAAGCGGAGGAAACCUGCACACGUCCAGUAGCGAUGAGCGGUUGAGCAAUAACGACAACUACCGAGAUUUGGAUUCGCUGAAUACCGUCAACGGUAAUGGUUACGAUUCUUUCGGUGGUUUGCACGGCAGAAGACUGGGCAGCAGUCGAAUGCCGCGAACAAACCCUUUGAUGCAAUACAAGCGUGAAGAGCCGCUGGAUAUUCAACCGGUCGGCAGUUAUCCUACGGGAGGAAGUAACGCUCGUGACCACCACCACCACAGCAACUCCGGAGGUGGUAACAGUCGCUACCAACGCCGGAUGAGCAUCGAUUCGGGACGGACACUCUCGGACAGCUCCACCGAUACGGAGAGUGGGCCCAAGCCGCACCACCAUUCGGUGUCCCUCGGUUUGGUCGGACCGGGUACCGUCCAUCUGGGCCUGAUGGGCAGCGGCGGCGCUCACAGCGAAAGCAAACGGAGAUAUCAUCGCACCAGCACCAGUAAAUCGGUGGAACAGUGCGAGCGGGAAAUCCAACGACUUCAGGCUUCGGUGGAUGAGCUGCGCCAGAAGCUGGAAGAAUCCGAACUGAAAGAGGUCAGCGAGGACCGGGAGGCCAUUUCGCACCACAGCGAUUCGAAAAUUCGCAGCAUUAUUGGACGUUUACUGGCCAUGGAAGAGGAACUCCGCCGGGAGCAGUACAAGAUGUCGCUGGUUCUAUCGCACAAGCAGCGAGUCAUCGAAGCCCAGGGCCAACAGAUAGCCGCACUGGAUGCCGCCAACAACCGACUGUUGACUGCGCUGUCCAGUCUGCGUAAUCGCUACGAAAACCAAUCGAACCAAAGCGACACAAGCUCACCGGCACCCAACGCCAGCGCAUCGUCCUGCUAGGGAAAUGAGUCAAUUGCGGACAUCUUAUGAUGACAACACAAAAAAACAGCUCUCUUCACCGCAAACUGCUUGAGUCAAUCCGAAACAGAACAAAAGUAACAUAUUUGUACAUAAUCGCAACAUGAGAAAGUUUCGAACUAUGUUAACAUGUAUUAGGUUUUAAAAUAUUUAUUGUAAAAAGCACGUUUGUAUAACCAAUUUUGAUCAAAACUGAGAAUAUUUUUUAAUCAUAGUUGAAACAACAAGUAAGCCCGCCCAACUAGUUUUAUCUGUUGUUUGCGUGAGUGAAAGGCACAAAUUUCCCAGACGGUACCACCCAAAGUUUCCACAUUUCCAUUGCGGUUCAUUUUCAGCGAGUACUUAUUCGACUGCAACAACCCCCAAGAGAACUGGGAACAAACUGUGACUGCCUCGAAAUCACAAUGAUCAUCAACCAGUAUUUAUCGUAAUCGAAAGAUACUUCUAGUUUUGCAACCCGCACACAUACACCACUACCCCUUAUCUUAGUACCGUUUUGUUUGCUAGCCACUGUACAGCGUCGGAGUGGACUAAUCAAGUAUAACCAAAGAAUCAUUUCAGUAACCAGACAAAAAACAACACUUAACCCUUCUUCAUCCCGCAAGUCGAAUUAUAAUUUAGUGUUAGCAAUUGCAAAUCAAAAUCAUACGUACAGUUUGGAUCUUGAGUAACCGAAAUCUGUUUUUAAGAUAGAUAAUCUCCAGUUUCCGAACGCAUAUAUUGAUCAUAUUUGGCACUACUAUUCACGUAGAUGGACGUUUGACUGUUUUCAUGUGAAACUGACUUACCUUCCUUACUAUUGUUUGUAGAAAU